AGCAAAGCGUCAUUGUGAAAAAUAUUGAGAUAAAAUGGACAAUAAACGGGAAAAUGUAUCCCUUUGGCUGCACAACAAACUGGGCACGAGCAACGACUCCUGGAUCACGUCAUCGAUCAGUUCGCAGCUGAACAAGGACGUGCUGAAACAAAUCAAAGAUUGCUUUCCCGACCUGCAAACACAAGUGAAAAUAAAGUUUCUGCUUGCUUUUUUUCACAUACCGCGGCGACUUGUAGAAGAGUGGCGGACAGAACUUGAGGAGAUAAUCGAAGUAGCGACAUCCGACACGGAAUUAUGGGUGUCCAUGACUGCAGAGACGAUGAAGACUUUUCCGCUCACGGGAAGCUUGAACACAGAAAUAUCAGACUACGAGGAUACGAGACCAAUUUUCACCGAUAUGGUGAACGACCUGAAGAAAUUAGUGAAUAAGCAUCAUGAUAUCGGGAUGUUGCCGUUGGAGUGUCAGUAUUUGAACAAAUCGGCGCUGAUAUCUGUGGUCGGUCAACAACCAGGCCCCACAAAACACUUUACGCUGAAGAAAAAACCCAAAAGUGCUACGCUGCGUGCCGAGCUGCUUCAAAAGUGUCAAGACGCCCAAUCCACGUUGAAAAAAUCUUCGGCGCCGACUGUGCCUUUGCGAUCUCGCGGAAUGCCCCGAAAAAUGGCAGACACAACGCCCAUGCGAGGCAUCCCAUCACGCGUUCCGACAAGCGGUUUCCGUUCGCCACCUCCUUCGCUGACGCCCAAAUCGCUGAAUCGCACGCCUGCCGGUCGCAAAGAAGGCGGCGUCAAACUGCUCGAUAUCGCCGACCAACCUUUGGGCUAUGCACAGGCGAAAAAACGAAAACGCCAACAAGAAUUGGAGGAACAGCAACGAAAACAACUCGAAGCAGCAAACAGUCAACAAACGGCAACGACGCCACAGCAAAACAACGGCGCAACGCCUGCCGUUACAACGACAGCUUCGACCCCGGAUUAUGCUGCUGGUUUGACUGCGUCGUCAGUUUAUAGCCAGCCAGCGACUCCGAUGCCAUCGUCAAGUACCGCAAAUCCGACAACGAUCAAGGAAAUUCAGGCAAGCACCCCAGCUGCGGCGUUAACGACGAAUAAUCACAUCGUUGUUCAGUCGAAUGUACCUGUCGCAACGACUUUGGCAUCGUCUGUCGAACAAAAUCAACCGCAAUCGCAAAUAAUUACGUCGCCAACGCCCGUUGCUGUUGUUUCAUCUCCUCCUGCGAAGACUGCCACCCUUCCCUCGAACAUCCAGAUUGUUCGUUCCGUGUCAUAUAACCCGCCAGGUGCCCAACAACAAGUCCCGACAAGCCAACCCCCGCCCCCGAGUGUGGAAAUUUCGCGAAAAAUCGUUCCAACGUCGUCAAUCCAGCAAAAUUACACAAAAAUCCUGGGAAAUUCGAAUAUUAUUCUCACGCAGAAGCCGCUGCAGCAACAACAACCGACAAUUUCGGUGCAACAAUCGCAAACGCAACCCAUUACCUCGUACACGAUCGUCAAACAGCCCGUGGGACAGGCACCGCAAAUGCGCGUCGUGUCCGUUUCGUCUGCCGCUUCGUCGAAUUUGACAAUUCCGACGCUGACAUCGACGUUGCCACGCACGACGCAAAUUGUGCAGCACCAACAACCGCAAACCCCCACGAAAAUCGUGCAAAUUAAGACGGCGCCAACGCUUCCGACGAUGAUGAUGGCAACGUCGCAGCCAAAUUCGACAAUUCCGCCACUAAUUCCGACGCAGCAACCGCAACUCGUGAAUAUUCAGCAGCAUUUGCAGCAACAACAGGCGGCCGGAAGGAAAACGGUGACGAUAACGGCGCAAAAUCAACCCACGUCGAACAUAAUUUUGCAGCAACAGACACAGCAGCAGCAAGUUCAGCAGCAAUUACAGCAGCAAAAUCCGCAAACGAUCAUCACGAGUGGCGCGGGAAACCAAAAAUACGCCCAAGUUGUGAUGUCGCCGAAUGUCAAAGGCAAAACUAUUAUUUUGACGAACCCGAAUUUGUUGUCCGGGCAGAAAAAUGUCAUUCUCCGCAGUGGAAAUACCGUUUAUCAGCUGGGGAAUGUGCAAGGACUGCAAAAUAUUGGCGGCACAACGACACUGAUGACGGGCCCGCCUGGCUUGAUAAAAACGGAUCAAGGUCAAACGCAAGGCACGACGCAACAAAUGCCGGCUCUCGUGCCGACAAACCAACAAAUGCCUUCGUUGACGCCCGUUGUGUAUGCGAAUCAGCAGCAAAAGUCGAUUCCGACGCUAAUUACGAACCUUCAGACGCAGCAAGGCAUGCAGACGCAACAGCAGGGGCAAACGAUUAUCAGACCCGUGUUGACGUCGGGCGGAAAUUUGCCGCAAGGAUUGACGUUGAUUCAGAGACCGGGCCAGCAGCCGCAGCUUGUGCAGACGAUACAGCAGCCGACGCCGCAGCAACCCACGCAGAUUGGCAGGACGAUAAUUACGGCACAACCGCAGCAGAAAACGACGACGAUUCAGCAGCAGCAACAACCGCAGAUAUUGUCGUACAAGAAAAUUCCGCAGCAAACGACGAUUCAGCUUCAGCAGGUUCCGCAGCAGCAGCAGCAACAACAGCAGCAGCAAAGUGCUCAGCAAACGGCGCAACCGAGAAGGGGAUUGUCGCUUUCGAGCAAACAUGUAUCCGAAGCACACGACAUGUUCAAAAGAGCGAAUCGCGUUACGCGUUUAGACAAAGCGCUUAUAUUAGGAUUUAUGGCUGGAUAUAGAGACAAUCCAAGACCAAAUCCGGAAAAUGUACUUGAAAUAAAAUUGAACGAGAGUGAGGAAAACGUCAAACAAGGAGAUUCAUUAAUACCAAUGACCGUGGAGACCCUUAUCCGUUUGGACUACAACACGGGCGAAUGGAAGACUUUCAACCGUUGUUCCGCCCCAAAAUCCGGACAAGAACAACAAAUACCGAACGCCCAAAGUGUUUCAGCCUCCUAAAAAAAAUUAUCGGAAAACUUUUUGAAUAUUUGUCGUACAAUUGUGUAAAUAUAAAAUUAUGUCAUAUAAAAAAAAAUUAUAUAAAAAAAGGCGUUUGAGACGAAAAUAUCAUCUUCAUCAGCGAAACCCGCGAAAGCCAAAGACUGACAUUUUUUGGUCAUUUCUUUUUGUUUUCCAUGCAAAGUAUAAAGUUUACUUAAAAAAAAAAUUAUGACAAAAAAGAAUUAUUGCUUAAAUUUAGCUGAUCAGACGUCAAUUGAAAAAUAAAUAAAAAAAAAAUAAUUAAAAAAAAUCCUUAUGAAUAAAUUGUGUAAAAAAACGUAAAAAAGUGUAUUUCGAUAGUUUUGUCUGCGAGUCUAAACAACAAGCUUUAAUUUUCCGUGUAAAUGAAAAAGUGCAAGAAAUAUCUUAUUUAAGAAAAUUAUAAAUAAAUUCGUAAUUAUA
Culicoides brevitarsis is the source of this 3412-nucleotide messenger RNA. It is a transcript of the gene Nelf-A, whose product is annotated as negative elongation factor A. Gene Ontology annotation, biological process: negative regulation of transcription elongation by RNA polymerase II. Gene Ontology annotation, cellular component: NELF complex. The coding region runs from base 35 to 2968 and encodes 977 amino acids. NCBI's taxonomy places the organism in Eukaryota, Metazoa, Arthropoda, Insecta, Diptera, Ceratopogonidae. The record is from RefSeq and is a predicted model, not a curated record. The transcript has 5 exons.